AUGAUCAAUUAUCCAGAGAAAUAUAGCUUAUCACAACAUAUUGGAAAUAUCUUUAUAAUGAGUGAAUCAUUCACAGUCUUUCAAGCUGCAAAAUUUCAAGACAACACUCACAAACUGAAGUCAAUUGAAGGUCAUGAUACUACGCAGACCAAUUGUCAGCUGAUAGAUCUUACGAGUCAGUUGAAGGCUACAACGUUGCUUGGAUCACUUGGAGGCUGGUACGGUUUGUGGGUCAGUUGGAUACUGCAGCUCCGUGUGAGACUUUUUGAAUACUGGCAUAUUUUGUGCAGCAAUCGGUUAAUUAUAAACUUAAUCGAUGGUGGUCAGUGCUUGUUCGCUCAAUAUCAGCCAAAUAUUCAUGGAGAUAUCAAGAGAUUUAAAAAUGACAAUAUCGAUAUUUACACCUUGAGAUGA
Molecule: messenger RNA, 414 nt
Organism: Phycomyces blakesleeanus NRRL 1555(-)
Lineage: Eukaryota; Fungi; Mucoromycota; Mucoromycetes; Mucorales; Phycomycetaceae
Exons: 4
Coding region: 1-414 (137 amino acids)
Source: RefSeq, a predicted model, not a curated record